Octopus sinensis (East Asian common octopus) is the source of this 2798-nucleotide messenger RNA. Its product is annotated as sialin-like. Gene Ontology annotation, biological process: transmembrane transport; monoatomic anion transport. Gene Ontology annotation, molecular function: transmembrane transporter activity. The transcript is spliced from 3 exons. Bases 1273 to 2745 code for a protein of 490 amino acids. The record is from RefSeq and is a predicted model, not a curated record. Lineage: Eukaryota; Metazoa; Mollusca; Cephalopoda; Octopoda; Octopodidae.
CCGUGUCAAUAUGAGCGACUUUAAUAUUAAAAGACCAUUCCUUACUGUCUUAUGAGAUCACAUAUUACUUGAUGCCGUAGGUCUAUUAGAAGCGCUAAAUAUAAUUGGAGACAGCGUUGUCAUAGGUGGAAUGAAGUCUACCAUAGACUUGGAAUUUCAGGAAUUACUGAGCGUUAACAAUUAAAUCGUGUGUCAUUCUGUUACUGGAGGAUUACAUGACAUCAAGGCAUUCGUAGGAAGGUAAUAGAUACCGAAUGAAGGAGAGAAUUUGUUCAGAUUCUGUUGUAGCUUGAGUUGACAAUGAUCGCAGGCGCCAUUGUAUACGAAGGGCCAGGAGAGACGUGAGAAAGAUGACAAAGAAACGUGAAUGCACGACAAUCGAUUAAUUCUUGCCUGAACCAACAACAUAAAGAGACGUCAAGAAAUGCUCAAAGGUCUUCAUUUCUCAACUUCAUCAAUUCUGACCGCCGACAUUUUUCUCUGAACUAUUUUUUCCUAAAGCUGGACUUACAGAUUUUGCCAUGUUUUGAAUGCAAGGAUUGAAUUAUACAGAAUGACCGGAACUUGAAAAUAUAUAAUAAAUGCCAGCGCACAGGCGUACUGAACUAAUACAAAAGAUAACUAAACAAAUAAUUCAAACUGUAUCGCAAACACAGCGUUUUUCUUGUUGAUUAACAUCCAAUGUCGCAGCUAUACUGGACUUUUACAAAAAUAUGUUAUAUAAAUAAAAGAACCAAACGGAAAUGAAUACAUACUUUAUACUUACCGACCGGUUACGACGUAACUUCCAACAUUGUCUUAUGCCUGUCUGAGGUCUCAUACUUACAGUAGAUACAGAAAGAAUUAGAAGUAGUGUUGUUGAUUCCUGGCCUAAACAUUAUAAAAGAAUCCCUGAACCUGUAUUCUCUGUAAUUUAGUGUCACAACUCUGCAUCUUCACUGUAACAUUAUUUCUUGAUUGUGUUCUUGGCCAGACGUGACGUUUUCUAUUUCUAACGUAAAGAGAACGAAAUUACUAACCAAAUUAUUAUAACUGACGAUUAUCAAUACUUGCCGUGAUAGUGAUUGAUUAAUGACUUUCGGAUUUAUCGAUAAUAAAUUACCCAUCCACAAGUUUACCAAAUAAAAGAAUUCAGUUGUUAAAAGGGGACUACCGUUGCCCCCGUGUGUUUAUUUUGAUAUUUUGGACUUACAAUGCACACGGAUUAAUAUACUUUCAGACAUAAAACAUCAAGCAAGACUUUAUGAAGAAAGAGUAAAAAGAAACGCAAUAAUGUCGAAAUUUACCGAGGAAAUUAAGCGUUAUUAUUCGUGUCGAUGGAGAUUAUGCUAUGCUUGUGGUGUGGCUUUUCUUCUGCUUCAGACUUUGAGAGUCGAUCUAAGUAUGGCUUUUGUAUGCAUGUUGAAAACACCCAAUCGUACAACUGAGGAAGUUAACAAUUCUACAAACGACCAACUUUGUUCUGGUUUGCAAAAUCAUUCAACAAACCAAACUUUCGAAGGAGAAAUCGAAUGGAGCGACACACUUCAAUCUAACAUGUUGGCUGGGUAUUUUUAUGGGUAUAUGGUGACUAAUAUUUUGGGUGGAUUUUUGGCAGACAAAUAUGGUGGGAAAAGAGUUCUAGGAGGUUCACUACUUUCGGCAUCCAUCCUGACCAUUCUUCAUCCAAGUUUAUCUCGAAUUAGUGGUUAUUUUACUCUGAUUCUAAGGAUAUUAACUGGCGUCGUAUCGGGGCCAAUGUCCUCAGCAAUUCAGUCCUUAUUUGGACGCUGGGGACCACCCCAAGAGAAAGGAUUAUUAAUAGGGUUUGCAUUUGCAGGUCAAAUUCUAGGUAGCAUUGUAGGUCUUUCAAUAUCUGGUUUUCUUUGUGAUUAUGGCUUCGAUAAUGGAUGGGGUUCCAUAUUCUAUGUAUUUGGUGGAUUAUCGUUGGUGUUUAGUUGUGUGUGUUUUUAUGUUGUUCACGAUAAUCCAAACGGUCAUCCCACGAUCAGCGAAGAAGAACUUUCUUAUUUAAACAAAAGUAUAAAAUGUCGAAAUGUAGUUAAGAAAGUACCAUGGAAACAGUUGGUGUUAUCACCUGCUGUCUGGGCAAUCAACUUUGGUUUGUUUUCCUAUGCCUGGACAAGUAUAUCUUUCCAGGUAUUGCUCCCUCUAUAUAUGAAAGAAGCCUUAAAUGUUAAAACAACGUCCAAUGGUUUAAUGUCGUCUGCCCCUGCCAUUGGACAAGUCAUUGCUCUUCCGUUGUGUGGAAGAUUUGCAGAUUUUAUACGUUCAAAGAAAUAUCUCUCAACUCGUGCUGUGCGUAUUUUAUUCCAGACUUUUUCUAUGGUAGCAUCAGCAAGUCUGCUGGUUGUGAUAGGAUUCCUCAGAUGUGACCAAACCGUUGUAAUAACUCUCCUUUUGUUUCUCAGUGGAAUAAUAAUAUCAUUUACCAGUGGCGGUGUUCUUGUCAACAAUAGUGACAUUGCUCCAAGUUAUGCUGGUAUUGUGUUUGGAAUCGCGAACACUUUUGCCUCAACGUCGGGCAGUAUUAGUUCCUUAACUACAAAAGCUCUCACCCCAAACGGUACACUCGAAGAAUGGCAGAUCGUGCUUGCCUUAUGUGCUGCUAUAUGUGUAUCUGGUGCGAUAUUAUUUGCAAUAUUGGUAAAAGCUGAGAUCCAAGACUGGGCAAUUUCUGAAGGGUCAGGGUCAUCUGUUCAUCCCAGCGGCACAAACAGAAAUGUAGCGGCUAAACUAGUUUAGUGAAAUAUUUUGCUAGAUUGCUUGUGGCCUCAUUAUUAUCACUUACUGUUACA